AUGCAAAUCAUAUCGAUUCUACUCAGUUUGACCCUCGUAUCAUUGGCUCAAGCGGGCCUAUCAACCAGAAUACCAAAACCAAAAUGGAAUUGGCAUUCUCAGGACACGAAACCUCAAGAAUUUUCAAGACACAAGUCACCAGAAGAAAGACGCAAGUUAUCAAUAUUUCCAAAAAGUUACAUGAAGUACGUCAUUUCGUCAGAACCGAUAUACAAGAUUGCUACUCACAAACCAUUCGUGUAUAAAGCUAAGAAACCUUUGAUGAAGAAAUUGAACUUCCUAGAAAAAAGCAGUGCAUCAAAUGAAAACGAACCAACACAGCCAAAUAUUCACGGUAAAGUUAUUUACGAUAACAAUGUAGAUGGUGCUCCAAGAGUGGAAUCAGUUGUGUUCAGUGAAGAAGUUAGUAUAGAAAUCAUUGACGACAAGUCUGAGGAAAGUGAAGAAAUUGUUAUUGAUGAAAUGAAAGAGACCAUUCUUCAGAAUGAUGAAAAAGAAUUGGAAGCUACUGGUGAUGUUUCUGAAAAUAAGGAUAUUGUUAGUUUAAAGGAUGUUAUAUUUCCUCCUGAAGUAAACAUGCCAGUUGAAGUCAACCAAGAAAAUAAAACAAAUGACUUUGUCGAUGUUUCUGUUGCACCGACAAGUCCUACAGAAGUUGAAAUCCCAGAUACGGUAGAAUUCAUCUUCGUAGAUCCAGCACAGAAAACAAAAGACAGUGCUAGUAUAAGUAGUGAAGAGGAUUUCGUUACCACUGAAAUGUACGAACCAGAGGUCUUUAGGAGAAAAAGGGGCAGUAACAUUAUCGAGGAGGAAAACCUGGCAUCAACUGUAGCUGGAUAUAAAUACACAUGGAAAGAUACCAGACUCAACAAUGAAUCGGUUUUCAAAAAUAUUCAUUCAUAGAAGAGAUGGACUUUAAUU
This is a messenger RNA of Helicoverpa armigera (cotton bollworm), 921 nucleotides long. RefSeq lists its product as uncharacterized. NCBI's taxonomy places the organism in Eukaryota, Metazoa, Arthropoda, Insecta, Lepidoptera, Noctuidae. The transcript is spliced from 3 exons. The coding region runs from base 1 to 903 and encodes 300 amino acids. The record is from RefSeq and is a predicted model, not a curated record.